AUGGGAGACGAUAUGGUGCAUUGGAGCGACUCUACGUACAUGCAUGUGUGCGUAAAGAACGAUGUAUCCGCCGCUGAUUAGCCACUUGACCAGUAGAGUCACACGAUAAACGGCAUGCCCAGUGUUGGAGAAUCACUCGACGCGCGGCGCUCCCUCGCACCUCCCACUGAGAGAAGAGAGGAUUGGCUGAAAGUCGCUGCGCGAUGACUGCACGUGACUGGUCCGUGCGCGUUGAUCUGAUAUAAAUGGCACUUGCGCGCGGUUUGAUCCCUUAUCGAAAGUCACCUGGCGAGCUGAUAUUUGGGGUGUUCCUGUUGCAAUACGGGGAGAUCUUGAGCUCUUUUGCUUAGGGAGAAUAAUACUUCCUUCAAGUCCGUGCCACAAUUUCUAGGCUGGCGGCGGCCCGUUAGGACGUGACACCCUUGCUCUACUUAUUAUUUUUGUAGUGAUGCAGUACCGUACUCUUGGAAUCGAUGGAUUCUCGAAUGUUACGUUUGCCGUUCGCAUAUAUGUCGUGUGCAAGUUUAGUUCAGUGACGAUCUGAGACGUCACUAUUGAACUUUCCCAUUCUGGCAGCAUGACUUCCAGGACAGUGUCUCGGCUCGGAACAUGCGAAGUUAUCUGUGACCACGAGACUAACCAAGUUCCGCCUUUCAGCUCACUGCUCGGACGCCGUCCUUAUCCUACCGUCAAACAGACUUGCUGUCUGUUCGGAUCCCACAUCCUGGAGAUGGGGCUGGAUCCCCGUCAAACAGACUUUAAGGGAUUCGGGGCUAUUAAAAGCCAAGUACUUACCACGACUUGUGGAAUUUAGGUCCAUUAAAAGCUACAGCACAUCCCCACUCUACGGGUGCUGCUGCAUCCGUCCGAACAACCGCUCAAGUCUGUUUGACGGUCAGACGCGCGGAUCUACUAUCAAAAAAGCUACCUCCACCCGAACAGGCUCUUAUGAAUGUCGCCAAGCGCGCAAGGUCAUUCCAUCGAUCGACGGGCGAUUCACGUAACGCGCAGAAAUGAAUGAAAGCUCCAUUUCGCGCGUCGACCGGGGCAUCAGAUAUCAGAAAGUGUCGGCGGGCUCGCCUCGUCACGAUUAUAUACAAUCGCGUUCGCCGCUCAUGAUCCCUGCGAUGAAUUUCGACGGCGAUCCUUGGCUCUACCUUGGCAUUGGGAAGCGGUAUUCAGCAUAACGAUAGGCAGGGAAUUGCCCGGGGAUUUGACAUGGGACUGUUGGGUUGGCAUUAGCGAAAGGAAUAUAACAUCAUCGAUCGAUCCUCGUUUUCGGAACUUUGCGUCUCGGAAACUCCGAGCUCAGUGUGAGUAGUCUCCCUCGCUUACCCUCCGGGCACUGCGAUACAAAUUUCACAUUCAUCACAAGAACAACUCGCCUGUAUUUUUCAUGACGGGGAGAACAUGACGCUGGAAGGGCGAAGUGAAAAAACAUGGAGACGGAGGCAUUUCACACACGAAAUUGAUAAAUUGAUCACGUGUGAAACUCCGUUCAUUGUUUUGCCCACAGAUUGAGAUCGUCACCGUAAGUCACACAAACUCCUUCAGCACCCGAGUUCUGUUCGGCACGCCCUUUCGCUGGCUGUGAAGUCCAUGAUCGAAUUGUGUGUGUGUGCGUGGUGCUCCUUCAUGAUCAGCAACACCCACGCCCGGCUUGACGGUGGCGGAUCGACGGCGAAGCUGACGUGGUGGGGAGAUCCUCACAUCUUCUGCCGCGCUCGGGCGCGAGGUGGAUAUUCUGUGAUCCCUGGGAACGAGAAUCGAGUGGAAUGGACGUAGAAGUGGGGAAGCUGCGUCGAGAUGCGGCGGCGGUCCGGUCGUGCGAGCUGGAAGCGGAAGACCCAUUGUCUCUUUGUCAGGCCGCCUCACCCCGCCCGCUAUCUCCACAGCGCGGAUCCGAUAGCCCCAUGUACGUGGCGGGGGAUGGAAGGAGGACAGAGACAGCGGAGGUCAUGGCCGGACGCUGCCCCUGGCGCAUGUUCCGGCUAGUAGGUCACGAGCAGAAAUGGGCGCAAGGUAUUCUCCCCCCAAUCAUCGUGCCGUGGGCCUGAGUUGUGCCAACGGGAUUUGCGGAUGAAUACGCUGUUAGGAACAUUUGAGCCGUCUUGCGCCAGGCAGCGGAGAGCGACGGACCGGCGCGGAGAUGAAGUCGGAUGGCCGCUUCUGCGUCUCUGCUUGGCACACCCUAUGGCUGAUACAGCGUCAUGUCUUGCGUAGAUUCCCCCAGCCUGUUCAUGGAUGGAGGAAAAACGGAUGUUACUAGCCAGCGCAGCGCGCAGAGCCUUGGUCUAGACCCAGACGUGAGACCGAAGUCUGCGACACAGAAGUCGAGCCGUGGGCGUGGAAAGCAUCGCAUGCACGGACGCCUAGCCGAAUAAAAUGGAAACAUCGCGCAUGGGUGCUUUGACAUGAGAACAAGGGUCAAGUCUGUUUCUCGCGGACUGAGGAAUGUGAUGGGUGCACAGCCACUCGCAUCACUUUCGCAUAGUGCUAUGCCCUUCUCCUCCCAGAUCCCGAUGCGUGAUGGAUGGAUGAGACCUGACUAUUGGUGUUUCGCGACCAAGUGGGUAAUUUACGUCCGGUCCGAACGCCAUCAUCAAAAUGAAGGCGAGACGAACUGCCGCCCGCAUGUGUGGUGGAUCGAUACGAGAUGAUGGUGGCGGGCGGGCGAGUUUGGCGUUACGAGCACAUGGGUGUGGACUCUUGGAGGUGUUCUCGUCCUUCUCUAGCGAGGGGGAAGGGGAACGAUGGCGGCGGCCGAAGCCGGGGACGCUAUUCAUCCUUCCCUUACAUACGCGCCACGGCGGGGAGCGACGAUGCGAAUCUGGGCCACGCCGACGAUCAUCACGACACCAGCCACUUCGGGGAAAACGUGGUCCGGCUACGGCGAUGUGGCCACGUUACCACCUGCGCUCGCACUCAAUCUGCAUCGAAUCUCUCGGUUCUGCAGGGAAGCAGCGGGGAUAAUGCAGAAAUAGCCCCGGAUGGGCCUGGCUGGCACCCAUCCGUCAGUCCGUCCUUCUUGGGCUUCGUUCGGCCCUCGCGCGAAACCGCUUGGAAUCUGGAUCCGAUUCGAUACUGUAAAUGAUGAGGGACGGAGGCGGCGCGCACGCGCGCAGAUUGAGACGAGAUUCGGGUCCUGGUUUUUUUUCGCUCGGGUUCUUAUCUGCUCGAGUCUCCGUGCCGUAGCGCGAUUCCGAUUCGAUUCCAGACUAACUCUAUAUAAAGCACAGACACAGGGACCCCUGGUGAUUUCUGCCCGCCCAAUAACACCUCGACCAGCAUUCCCCAGUCGACACACCCAGCCAACGCCUCUCCCCCUUGCACUCGUCGGAUGCCAGUCGGACCGCACAGUGGGCUGAGGGAGCUGUGAGCCGCACCAUCCACCCCCGCCCGUCGUCGUCCCGAUGAACACCACCAACGCGCGCGGCGGCCCGUCUCUACCCAGCAUCCGUUCGCUGCACCCCUACCUCCCCCCUGCCCCGUCGACCGCACCGGCGCCAUCCUCGCUCGCUCCGCCCGUUUCCCGCACCCCGCCACCACACGCCGGCCCGUCCGCCGCACGGGACCACGACCGCGACUAUGACCGCGACCGCGAGCACGAGGAGGCGCGGGGUACGCUCCCCCCGUUCUCGUCGUACCCGGUCGAGGAGUCGGAUGGAGAUGGGGACGAGCGUGACAGCAUGCCGGAGCCGCCGAAGAAGAAGCGGAGGCGCCAGCCAUUGAGUUGUACCGAAUGCAAGAGACGUAAGAUCAAGUGCGAUAGGUCCCAGCCGUGUGGUCCGUGCUCGAGAAGGGGGGACCAAGCCAAGUGUCGGUGGCAUAUCGUCGAGCCAGCCACGGACAAAUACGUCCCCCGCUCUGAAUUCGAAGCACUGCGGGCCAGAGUCGACACACUCGAAGACUACAUCCGUCGUCUGCCCGGUCCCGGGCCCGCGUCUUCCACGUUCGGCGGCACUGCUCCGACGGGCUUCUUCCCGCAGGCCCAGAUGCAGUCUCCCGAUACGAUUCCCCCUCCCGCCGAGAUGCUUAUGGGCAUCGCGGCAGGGCCUUAUCCCGCACCACCCGGUCCGUCCGCGCAUGAUCCCGGGCUCGCAUAUUCGCCGAUCCAGUCGCGGGCACCGCUGCCUGCGCGGGUGGGGUACAUGCCGAUGCCGAUGCCCCCACCGGCGGGCAUGCCGCCGCAUCAUCUCGUCCUUCUCGACUCGUCCCCGUUCCCGAGCAGCCCAGGGUAUCGUCCAGGGCAUGCGCGCUCGCGCAGUUUUGGCGAAGGGACGCGCCGUCCCCUAUCUGCCGACGGUGACGCGUCUCCGCCUGGUCUGACGGUCCCGCAUUCUGCUGGCCCGUCAGCAUCAUCGUUUGACCUGCCGUUGCCGUCUGGGCCGCCGCCUUCGUCGGCCGCUGCUCCGGACAGCCGGGUCAGAAGUUUGUCUCCUCGGGAGCGCGCCAGGCGGGGGGAGCAUGGGGCGCUUCCGCCGUUGAUGGGGCUGGGGCCAGCACCGGGACCGGGACCGGGACCGCCUCCGCCAUCGUCUUCAUCGUCCUCCUCGCGGCACGGGGAUGUCGGAUUCCAUCCGUAUCGUGCUGAGGGAGGCCGGCAUCGCGCGACGUCCCGUGCGUACGAUCCCGCGCGGGAGGCGGGAUCUUCUUCCUCCUCGACCUCUGCUAGCCGCACUGCUCAUACUCAGCUUCGCACGCUCCUUUUGCCCGUCCCGUCUGGGAUCCUUGUCUAGGGUGCGGGUGAAUGGACACGACAGCGGCAAGUCUCGCACAUUGUGUUGUCUGCCCAUUGCCCACCUUGCGGAUCUGGAUGUGGCUGUCGGGCCGGUGCAUGCCCCAAUGCGCAGGAUCCCAAGACACUUGCGGCUUCCAUUGCUAGAAUCUCCGCUGUUAUCUCUCGAAUCUCCGACCGACCCACGCUCCUUGCUCCUCCAUUUUCCUCUGUCGUCAUUGCUAUCGAAUCCGCCCCCCGGACGGUGCAUCCCCUACCGUUCCGUCGCGUCAUCGUGUCGUCGCGCCCGUCGCACCAUCGCCUCGUCCCGGAAUAUCCGUCCUGUAUGUGGCAAGCCUGCGGCCCCCCCGAUCCUGCUCGCCGUCGUGCGCGGCAGGUCGCGUCAGAAGCGGAAGAAGGGAUCCCGGUUUCGUGACCGGCUUCGCCGUCGCCGAUGAACGCUCGCGUCUGUUUGUUACGCUACAUACUCAUCUGUCUCCCCCUCUCUUUCUCUCUCUGCCCCAUGCAUCAUCAUCAUCCUCACCGCCAUCGAUCUAUCUCUCCCUUGUAGCCUACCGUACUCGACAUACACCUAACGACAAUACCGCCCUUCCUAUAUAAUAGAUAGCACCGCACUUCGCUCGUUACGCACCGCAUACCACGCACAAUACCGUACCGUACUGUAUAUGAUCGCCUUCGCAAUUCUGUAUCUAGCUAGCACCCCCAGCCCCCAGUACAUCCGCACAUUCGCACAGUCACAGACCAUUAUAUCCAUCCGUCCGUCCAUCAGCACCUGCAAAUGCGAAGUAUAAAUUGCAAAUGUCACUCACUUCCAAGGCCCGCGGUCCGGUGUGCAGUGCAGCAUACAGUACAG
This is a messenger RNA of Mycena citricolor, 5591 nucleotides long. Lineage: Eukaryota; Fungi; Basidiomycota; Agaricomycetes; Agaricales; Mycenaceae. The record is from the annotation of a GenBank genome assembly.